AUGUGGCAUGUUACCACGUGACCACUCGCGUAUUUUGUUCUUCAUCUCGUUAGCAUCCAUAGCAGCGGACUUGUCAGGAACUCUCUUAUCCUACCGUCAUGGUGUCGGGUAUCCAGACUUUACUGGGCGUCAAUCCAUCCGCUGACUCCAUAACCGUGUUUCUGAAAGAUCUCGUUCAACACUCCAACACGAGCUUGACGGUUCCCGUUGUGAAAUCAUAUUCAGAUGCAGUCUACUUCAACUACUAUCCACUAGGGAUCAGCUUUCUCUUUAUCCCUCAAAACGGGUACAAGCCCACUGGAGGGCUGAAGCUCGAGGACCUUCAAGUUGAUUCAUUAGUGCUUGACAGCAUUAACAUCUACAAUGCCCCAAAGCCUAAGACGACCACCACAAAAACAACUACAUCCAAUCGAACAGCAGAGCUCGCCUUUUCUACCUAUUCCAUGUCAAAGUGGAACCUAUCGCUCUCACCUGAGGCUUCGGCGUCCAACGAGUCCUCGAUCGAGAUCUCGCUCACAUCAAACGGUAAAGAUUUCGUCAGCUGCCUUGGAGAACCUGAUCGGAAAGGCGGUGGUGCUGGGCCUUCAUCUGGAUCUAUUGGCAUUUGGUGUGAGUGGCUGAAGCACGGAAUUAUGGUUGAAUUCGGAGGGGAUGAAGCUAGAGGACCACAAGCUUGGGAACGUGGCAAGGAUGCCAUAUGGAGGGUCAUCACAGUAUUUCCUCCAAAGCAGGAAUAGACUAGAAGUUAGUCUCCCAUGGGCAGACCAUAGAAGUUCCUUCUCCGUCACGGCGUGCUCGUCAAAAGGAA
This is a messenger RNA of Suillus plorans, 808 nucleotides long. RefSeq lists its product as uncharacterized. Lineage: Eukaryota; Fungi; Basidiomycota; Agaricomycetes; Boletales; Suillaceae. Bases 99 to 737 code for a protein of 212 amino acids. The record is from RefSeq and is a predicted model, not a curated record. The transcript is spliced from 3 exons.